AGGCGACGGUGCCAGCGACCACGGCAGCGACGGCUGCGGGACCCCGCCCUGCGGGAGCGCGCUGGAGUGGCAGUGGGAGCGCCCCGGGUGGGCGCGGGCCAGCGGUGCUCGGCGGGCAGUGCAGGUCGAGGCUGCCCAGACGCCCUCUUCGCCGCUGCGGGCGGGGGCGUGGCCGUCAAUUCAGGCGUCGAGUUCGACGGCGGGGAGGGGCGCCCCCCAUCUGUGGUUCGCCUCGCGGCGGAAGCGGGCGGUGCGCGUCGCCGCGGACCUGGCGGCGGCGAAGCAUGGCGCGGGUGUCGCCCUUGGGCUGCUCCCGUGGUGCGAGUGCGGUCUCUGCGCCCGCUGGCGGAUGCCGCGCCCGCCGCCGCUGUGGUCGCCCCUUGGUGCGGGGUAUCGGGCUGAAUUUAGUCCGGUCCCGCUCGCGCACCCCCUUGGACAGACGUUCGAGAUCGGCCGGUGCCGUCGAGCUUCGGCUCAUAGAACAUUCUCAGGAGGGGAAAACAUAGACGCACUUAAUCGUCGAUCCCGAGG
Messenger RNA from Prorocentrum cordatum, 531 nucleotides. Lineage: Eukaryota; Dinophyceae; Prorocentrales; Prorocentraceae. The record is from the annotation of a GenBank genome assembly.